Messenger RNA from Ilyonectria robusta, 950 nucleotides. RefSeq lists its product as uncharacterized. The record is from RefSeq and is a predicted model, not a curated record. Lineage: Eukaryota; Fungi; Ascomycota; Sordariomycetes; Hypocreales; Nectriaceae. The transcript has 3 exons. Bases 68 to 790 code for a protein of 240 amino acids.
GCAAUUUAAUUCGUACUAAGACGUCACGCGUUCUCCAACCAUCCUACACAUUCCACGUCCACCAACAAUGGCGACACAGGCACCAAUCGAGGUGCGCCUGCACCGAAAAGGCGCAGAAUGGACCAACGCCUUCCAAAAGACCACCAAUAUUAUGGUCCCAGCCUUCUAUAAUGACCCCCUUUUCGCGUGGAUCUUCCUGGAAUCCAAUGAUGAGGAGCGUCACAAAAAGCUCUGGGCCAUGAUCCGCUCCGUCGUCCGCUCGUCCUUUGAAUGCGGCGGCUUCGUCCUCGAUGCCCGCGACUGGGGCUCCGUCAUGGCCGUGUCAGAGCCGGGGCAAAAGUACGACGGUCUCGGCACCAUUUGGCGGUCUGACGGUAUCUCAGCGACUCUUUCUGGGGGGAUUAAACCUACAAUUCGCCUACUAUUCAGCUACCUAGGAGCCGUGGACAAGGUCAAGGCAACCGUCCUCCCGGGCCCAAAGCUUCGUGACUGCUUCUACGUCCUUAUCACCGCGACUGACCCUUCGCACCGCAAGCAAGGACUCCUAGCAGCCAUGGUGGAGAGGCUCCUGGAUGAAGCACGGAAGGUCAACAAGCCGAUCUGGCUCGAGGCGACAACCAAGUACUCAGCGCAACAGUUUACGCGUUUUGGGUUCGAGACGGUUGAUGAGAUCACCUUAGGCAAGGGUAAGGUCAAUGCAAAGGGUACGAAGCAGAGUGGCGGUGAAGGUGUCACUGUCACUGCUAUGAUUUGGUGGCCGGAGAAGCCAGUCCAGCAGGAGACAAAAUAGAAGCAAACGCGUAGACGGGAUACAUCAAUUUGUGAUGCCAACAAAAAAGGAACUAGGUUGACGAUGAUUUAAUAUGGUUCAAAAUUUGGUACUGCCCACCUUGAAUACUCUCCGUACAUAACGCAGAGACUUACUACCUAAAAUAUAUAUCUAUAAUCAC